AUGGAACUUACAAAGUGGAAAAAAGUAGAAAACGAAGCAGGAUAUCCUUGUUACAUUGAUGAAGCUAGCGGCAAACAAAGUUAUAAUCACCCUCAGUUUAACAAAAUCUUGAAAACCUUGGACGAGUAUAAUGAUAUUAAGUAUAGUGCUUAUAGGAUAGCGUUUAAAAUAUUCGCUCUUCAAAGAAGCCUUAAAGUUCCACCGCUACGUAUUAGUUCUGGUGUCUUUGCCCGUCACCAGCUAAGUUUGUCUGAAAGUAGUCUCUCUCUCGACACCGCAGAACUUGAAGCUGUUCUCGCCGAUAUAUAUUUUGCAGCCGAAAAAGAAGGACUGUUUACUGGCGAUGUGGAUUUAUCUGUGGAUCUGUUAAUUAAUUUAUUACUCAAUGUUUAUGAUGGAGAAAGAAAAUCACCAAUCCGUGUUCUAGCAGCUAAGACCUUGUUAAUAUUACUCAGUGAGGAUUCAAUAUCGGAGAAAUGGUUGGCGUUAGCAAAUUGUUGUGCUGAUCAUAAUGGCUGUGUGUCUCGGAAGAGACUUGCUGCCUUACUGAUACAUGUCACAGCUUUACCUAAAUACCUCGGCUGCCAAUGUGAUUAUUUAGAGAAUGAUGUGGAUAACUGCUUUGAAAAAAGUGCUGGUAUGCUUGGUAUAAGCGCACACACAGUAGCUGAGUGGGGCACUCACUGUGCUAGCACACGGUGGCUGGGUGUGGUGCAGCGUGUGUUGGACAGCAGGAACUGUGCUACGGCCAGCGCUGUCUGUGCUAUCUGUGCACAACCCCUUAUACAGGUAUUAAAAUUCAAGUGUUCGAAAUGCAAUAACAUAUACUUCUGUGAGAAGUGUUAUCUUUAUGGCAAAGAUUUGACAGUUGUGUCCGGACAUAAGAAAACUCAUUCAAUACAUGAAAUCAUUGAUGGGGAGAUCAAGCCACCAGAACACUUAGGUUUCAUUGAAGGUAUGAGCAAAUUUGUUGAAGAUAUGGAAAGAUUAUUUUUAUGUAUGGGAACUAAAAAGAAGAAGCCAAGUAGGAGAGGUAAAGACAGAAAUGAUGUAUUAACAAGCCAAUCAACUAAAACGAGGGAAGUAACACCGAGUAUGUUUACUUCAACUGUGGGAAAAGCUUCCGGGAAUAAGGCUAACAAUCCCGUGGUCACACUGCAAGAUAUUAUAACACAGUUGGAAAAUCAAAAUAAAGCCUUAAUGGAACUAUCAGGGCAAUUGCAAGAUGGAGGGAAGGAUACAAAUAAUGAACUGAAAGAAAGGGUUGAUGCACACUACAGUCAAAUAUCAAAACAGAUUAACAGGUUGAAAAGUUUAAAGGAUAACAUAGCGAAUCCAGAUUUGUCAAAUGAGUUAGUUGUAGAAAAAGAUGUAUGGCCUAGAGCUUUCGAAAUUUUCAGUCCGAUCCCAGUUGCCGAGAAACAGUCGAAGGUACCCAAAAAUUUAGAGCAGACAAAAGUUCUCAGUAUGGAUUCGGAGAAUUUAUUGGCAACCUCAAAAAAUCACAGUCAGGAGUUACUUACUAUGUCUGGAGAUUUCUGGAAACCCAUAGUCGGUCAUACAUCUGAUAGUGUUUCAACUGUGUCUAUGAAUGAUAUAAGCAAUUGGUACUAUGAUAGUCAGCCUAGUCGUGUGGAUAGUAUAUCUCGCACAGAACAACGGUACUUGUGUGACGCGCGCUCAGUACAGAAGGGUACAGAAAGAGUGAGGGAACUCAGCGCAGACAUUGAUUCUGUUCUAGACAGGCUGCAGGAAAUAGUCACACAAACAUUCACUGUAGAUGGUUCCUGUUUCGACAACGCACAACUAAAGAAAACAGCGCACGAACUAGAAGGAUUACUCGGAACACUUAUACGUGGGGUCGAACAACGAGCUACACUUAAGGCUAAUAAAACUCUAGUUUAA
Molecule: messenger RNA, 1905 nt
Organism: Danaus chrysippus (African queen)
Lineage: Eukaryota; Metazoa; Arthropoda; Insecta; Lepidoptera; Nymphalidae
Source: the annotation of a GenBank genome assembly